CAAGAGUAUUGGCGGAUUGUUGAGCAGAAGACUUGUCACGUUGCUGUGCAUUGUGGAAAGGUUGAUACAAAGACUCACGGCAGUGGAUUUCCUGUGGGUAAAGCGGAACCCUUUUCAAGACAUGGAUGGAAUCUUACAGUCCUUCCUAAUAAUUCAGGAUCCAUCCUGCGUCACCUUGGUGCUGUGCCUGGAGUAACAAUUCCUUGGCUUAAUAUUGGCAUGGUUUUUUCUACCUCAUGCUGGUCUCGCGACCAAAAUCACCUUCCCUACAUUGACUACUUACACACUGGUGCUGAUUGCAUUUGGUAUUGCAUUCCUGCUGAGGAAGAGAGCAAACUUGACAAAGUGGUACAUACUCUACUUCAAGCCAAUGGUACUCCUGGUCUUCAAAUGCUUGAAAGCAGCGUCAUGAUCUCCCCAGAGGUGCUGUGCAAAGAGGGGAUCAAGGUGCACCGUACUGUACAACAGAGCGGACAGUUUGUUGUCUGCUUUCCAGGAUCCUUUGUAUCAAAAGUGUGCUGUGGCUACAGUGUAUCUGAAACUGUGCACUUUGCUACCACCCAGUGGACAAGCCUGGGCUUCAAGACUGCCAAGGAAAUGAAACGUCGACACAUAGCAAAGCCGUUCUCUAUGGAGAAAUUAUUGUAUCAAGUAGCAACAGCCGAGGCAAAGAAGGAGAACGGCCCAACUCUGAGUGUCAUUUCUUCACUGCUCGGAGAGCUCAGGGAUACAGAGUUGAGGCAGAGAAGGGAACUCUUUGAGGCAGGCCUCCACUCUUCUGCUCGCUACGGAAGCCAUGACACCAGCAACUCAUCAUUGGACGGGAAGAAAAAACCUCGGAAGUGGCUGCAGUUUGAAACGUCUGAGAGAAGAUGCCAGAUUUGCCAGCAUUUGUGUUACCUUUCCAUGGUGGUGCAAGAAAAUGAGAAUGUGGUGUUCUGCCUGGAGUGUGCGCUGCGUCACGUGGAGAAGCAGAAGUCGUGUCGAGGGUUAAAGCUGAUGUAUCGCUACGAUGAGGAACAAAUAAUAAGUCUCGUCAAUCAGAUCUGUGGGAAGGCGUCUGGGAAAAACAACAGCAUUGAGAACUGUAUGAUUAAAUCUACACCAAAAAGGGGACCAAGGAAGAGAGCCACACUUGAUGUGCCAUGCUCCAGACUUUCAUCCAUCAGUUUGUCCAAAAGUGCUUCAUAUUCAUCCUGAAGAUGCCAACGCUCUCAGUUCUCUGAUCAUAUAAAUAUAUAUAUAUAAAUAUAUAUUUUUAUUUUGUAAUUUUACCAUAGUUUGGAGUACUUGCUGUAGAAUGCAGGCUGUCUUUGCACUAGCUCUAUGAAGAUUUUUUUGUUUCUUCUGGUUUUUAGAGAAGUAACUUUGUUUUAGCAUUAAACUGUUGGUUUUAUUUUAUUUGUUUUGUAUGUAGACACUGCAGUCAGACUUUCAAUACUGCAGUCUAGUCACUGUUUUAUGCCAGUCUAUGGGGCAGUCUGUGUUUUUGAUUUUCAUUUAUUUUUUCUGUCGCCCCCUAGACUGAAUUAUAUACAGAAAGCCUUCCUUGACAACCAUGUGUGAAAAAGGCUUUUAAAUCAUCUUUAUAAGUUUAUGGUCUUUUUUUUUUUUACUUUUUGUAUUUCUUUAUCCAGUCAAGGGAGCAGUUUUUUUUCUAGAGGAAAAAGAAAACAAAAUCGAAACUUGAACAAAAUCUGCUUUUUCUUGACUACGUCUCAUUCUGUCACGUGCAAGAUGAGUUUUGUAAUUUUUUAAAAAAUUGGGGUCUACAAUAUAGUAACUUAAAAGGUAAAAAAAAAAUACAACAAAACACAAAAAAAAACUGAAGAUAGUUUGGCAGCUGAUGGACUUUUUUUUUUUUUUCAAACAAAACCAGAGGCAGAAAGCUGAGACUUGGAAAUGGUUUCUCUGUUACCAGCACAUUUCUAUGCAUCAGUUAAAGGAGAAGAAAUGGCGGAUGAACUCAAGCAAUGCCUUCCUGGCAGAUGUCACUUGGGGGGGGGGGGUGGGGUGGGACUAUAAACUGUGCCUGAUUUCAUAAGGAAUCCAUUCUGUUAUUUUUGGUGCUGUUGGCUACUUUAUCAAAUAAUGAAAAAAGAAAUGUUAAAAAAAAAACUUCAAUAGCAUCCUUUGACAAAGAGAAGGAAAAAUGAAUUUAAAGUAUAUAAAUAUAUAUAUAUAUAAAUGUUUGAAGCCAGAAGUGCUUCUAUGUCAUAGACGUGCAAUCUUUCUAACAUUCCAUUUCAUUCCACUGCUAUAUCUCAACACAUCACACAAUCAGCAUUAAUAUGUAUGUAUAUAGUUUUUUAUGUUCUCUCCAUCACAUGGUCCCGUGACUGAGAUGGAAUUGCUUCAUCGAUCACCUUCUAGAGCCACUAGGGUCUGAAUUGUUAUUAAUUAAUUAACUUUUUAAUUAUUUUUAUUUUGUUCUGUCGUGAAUGUGAAAAAUAAUUUUCCUCAUUGUCUUAUUUUUAAUUUUUUCUGUUAGCUCCGUGUUUGCAAAAGAAAAACAAAUUACAAAUCACCAGGUUAUAUAUAUAUUAUUUUUUUUUUGUACAUAUGCUUGUAAAUUGAGUAAAAUACUUGAGCCUUUUGGGGAUUGGGGUGGACAGGGGACGGUGAGAAGAAAAAUAAAAGAUGAAGAAAAAGCCUUACAUUUCAGUUUCUUCAUCAGAUGGUCUGGAUGCUUACAGGGUUAUUCUUGUAACAUAUAAGUGCUGCUUACAUCACUGAACAACUAAAAAGAAUUAAUGGCAUAAGUUUUGCCCCGAUUUCUCUGGUUGUUUGUAUGUGUGGGACUAAAGUAUAGAAGAAAAAAAAGGGAAUUUUUUUUUUCACAAUUAUUAUUUUUUUUUGUUUUGUUUCAUGAUUGAAAGAAAUCCGAGAAAAAAAAAACAAGAAAAAAAUACGUAGCUAGCCAUAUUGCACUGAACUCGCCAGUGGUGACUAUUGGAAGAGUGUCCUUUUAAUACAAUUUGUUGGUUGUUGUUGCAGAAGACUGAACUGUUUUUGAAUAUUUAACAAUAACAUAAACUGAGUCAAGUGUUUUCCAAUGUGGUUGUCCAGUUUUAUGGCCUUGCUGUGUGCUUUUUCCCUCUUGACAGUAAACUUCUAUGACUACGGCUUACAGGUUGACAUUUAAUUUAUUAGCACUGCUCUGCUCUCUUUCCUUGUGACGGAAAGACUCCAUGUUGUUUAUUGCCAGUUUUGUUUACUUUUCAGGUUUGUACAACAAGGUUUAUUAAUAAAUAAGACAAUUUUUUUUUUUUU
Messenger RNA from Bufo gargarizans (Asiatic toad), 3273 nucleotides. Its product is annotated as protein Jumonji-like. Lineage: Eukaryota; Metazoa; Chordata; Amphibia; Anura; Bufonidae. Gene Ontology annotation, cellular component: nucleus. The annotation marks the transcript as partial. Gene Ontology annotation, molecular function: histone demethylase activity. The transcript is spliced from 9 exons. The record is from RefSeq and is a predicted model, not a curated record. Gene Ontology annotation, biological process: chromatin remodeling.